Messenger RNA from Phasianus colchicus (ring-necked pheasant), 5732 nucleotides. Its product is annotated as ATPase family AAA domain-containing protein 3. The record is from RefSeq and is a predicted model, not a curated record. Gene Ontology annotation, molecular function: zinc ion binding; ATP binding; ATP hydrolysis activity. Gene Ontology annotation, biological process: mitochondrion organization. Gene Ontology annotation, cellular component: mitochondrion. Lineage: Eukaryota; Metazoa; Chordata; Aves; Galliformes; Phasianidae.
AACAUGGGUGCUGGAGAUCCAGCAGAGCUGUGCUGAAAUACUGUGCUCAUCAGCCAGCUUGUCAACAGGGCUUCAUCACAGCUAUUAUCCUAUUGCCCUAAGCUUGGCUCUUCUCCUUUUUUUCUUCCCUUUUUUAAGAGCAGUACUCCUCCUAGUGGUUACAUGCAGGAGGAAAAGCAUGCAGGGAUUUUGGUGGUGACUUGGGAUGACAAAGGAGGGGAGGAGGCUGAUGAAAGCUGGCUUUCAACAAGGGAGAGACAAGCUAACUACUGAACAAAGCUACGAAAGCAAUGACAUCUGCUUUCCUCCUUGCACUACCCAGAAACCACUCACUAUAAUGAAACACAAAGGGAUUCUCAAUAGGCUGAAAUAAGAGAUAAGAAGCAGCUGUGUGGCAGAGCAGAAGCACAGCCUUCUUCCCGCUAAGAGGCCAAAGCGAUGACGAUGAUGACCAUAGAGUCACCAGAUCUAUGACUCAGUCUGAUUUGGAGAACGGGUAAACAAAGCUGACAUAAUGCUUUUUGUGUUCUUCCCAGCUACAGAAGCCCCAGGGUACAAGCACAGACAGAGGGCAUGACAGACCUGAGCGUGAACUGAUCCCCCAAGAGCAGGAGAUCUUGCUUGGAACAAAGGUUUGGAUGAAACGGAGGGACCUACAGAGGAAAUCAGAAAGCUCACAGACCAUCUCCCAGCCUGCACUGUCUGUUGAGCUGUCCUGGUUGCAAAGCCUGAGGGCCACACUCAGUCAAGUUCUUUGCAAAGCUUGAAGAUGGGGUUCAGCUGGACGGAGCUGACAAUCCCACUGCUAGAUGCCAAAUCUGUACCCUCUCUUGUAUAAACAUGCCUGACAAACAACAAACAAAAGGCAACCCGAUGAAUCCUCACUAUUGCUUGCUUAUUUCCUGUACUCUAUUUAUUAAAUGUUGAUACAGUUGUAUUUUUGCAGCCUGUGAGCAUGUUCAGGAUGGAGCUGUUUACUGCACUGGCCUUUUGUUCUGGGCACUGCACUCAGAGAAAGAUUGCAAGCUGUCAACAGCCACUGACACUGACAAACAGCUUACCUUCAACUCAUCCAGUGUAUUUAAUAUAUGUUUCAAAGUAGGCAUCCCCAAAGUAUACCAUCUCAGGGAUGGAAGGUGAAAGCAGUAGGAGAAAGAAUAACAAGUACAGAGAACAUACAGUACACAGAGAAAACCUGGUCAAAGGCUCUAGGACUUCUGAAGAGAAGAAAAGAGGUUAUACCCAUUUGGGCUUUGGCCAGGAUAUGGAGACAUGUUGUAAAAGACAUUUUGCUUUCUAUGCAGUAAAUGAAUAAUCUAGUUUCCUUGGGGGGAGGGGUAAUUAUGGCAAACUUGGUUGGUGAACUCUGAGGAAUGGAACAAGAAAGCAGCACCAGCCCAGGGCACUGUUGCUGGGUGCACUAUGAGAAGUUUGUUCAUGUUUGCCUGCUGAAUUCCUGAGUUUUAUCAACACUGGUAAUGGUGUUAAAUUAAUCUGCUGCAGUGACACAGAGAUCCCAGAUGGACUCUGAAAGAUUCAGCUCCCCCAAGUCAUUUGCUUUGGGAUUUAAAAGCAGUCUGAGAGAGCAGAAAGCUCAGAACUUUGCUUCCCCAGCAGGUUACACUAUUCACAGCCCUCAGCUGAGCCCAAGGAGCAGCAACAAGACAAGAAAGGCCAGACUUCGUGGCCAUACAAAGCACUUAUUUUGGUCUCUCAUUCAAAUGCAUACCUUCAAACAACAGCACAGUGCUACCUGGAUCGUGACCACCAAAUGACUGUGGCAUACCUGCAAUCAGUUGCAGCAAAUCAGAUAUGCGUCCUACAGCAGCUAUAUUGAGAUUAAUUAGCAUGUUCUAUGGCUAACUGGGGGACAUCAGACUUCAGCACCAUCAUUCCUGGCUCUGUCCUUUGCACUCUUACAAUAUUUUAAAUUUCUUGUCCUGAGCUCCUAUCCCAUGCUAAGCUUUAGCUCAUUUUAAGAACUAUUAUUUUUUCCAGGAGAUGAAUAAAUCUGGUUCUUCCCCUCUGGCCCCACGCUUGAAUUGGCUGUCACUAUGCUACUCUUCAGAAAGGGGAGUUGAAAAAUAAAUAAGACAAUUCUAGCAGCUAGUGGCAAAGCCACAUGAGAAGCCCAGUUCCAAAAUUUGGGACUUAAAACUAUAAAGAAACGCAACUACAUCUCUGGUAACUGAAACCAGCAUCAGUGGGAACACCUCGCCUCACUAAUGCUUGCUCUAUUUUAAAUAUGUUGCUUGUUUGUUCUGUACAUUUUCUUAAAGCUGUGCUUGGAGAGCCUCCAUACACUGACAGUCCAUCCCACAAACCCUCCAUAGUUCUGCUUAUGGACUCCUUCAAACAAUCCCCUCUGGAGCUGAGAGGAACUUUGACUGGAGUGCUGAGCGUGGAACUCAACCUGCGCUUGUGGGACAUUUGCCUUGGGCUCCUCACACAGGAGGAAGGAAUGGCAGGGAGGUGAGUCAUUCAUUAACUCGAUAAGAAGAUUCCGUAUGAUUUGUGUUCUCCUAUGGAAUGUGUACGUGUGACUGAUUAAUCUUAAUGGAGACUCUGUGCUGAAGGGAAGAUAAAGCCUCUGGAAUCUCUCACGCAAUAAAGUAUCUUGUUCAUUCUUGCUGUAGGACAGAGACUGUUUAGUACAACUCCCUGCAUAGCUUACUACUGCACUAAGACCUCCUCCCCCCCAGAUAUAAUGCACCCUUUUGAAGACAGUCAAUUAAAAAUACAAUACAAGAGCUAUUGAAUGACUCCUUUGUUCUUGGUGGCAGUAAGGACAAAUCGGUUCAGUGGAAUGAGAAGCAUAGGUAGAGAAGCUGAAAUUCAUCUCGAUUUUAAGUGGUUAAAAAUAAGCAUUCUUCCCAUGCCUUCACAGUCUGGUUCAUACUCCCAACCUUGCAAAAAUCAAAUAUAUAGCCAGAAAGACAUCAGCCUCAAUAACAGCCCCUUGCCUCACUUUUUCCUCUUCCCCCCUUUAACUCCUUUGAGUUCUUCCACACUACAAACAGUGAGAUUAGGGACAGCUUUUGCAAAGUGAAGCAUGCCUCUGUACCGGCCACAAACACACGAGUUCCUCCUCCAGCUCCUCAGCAGCAGCGCUUGGAGGACACAGGGCUGCCUCCAGCAGCAAACCCAAAAGGCACAGCAAACCCAGAAGGCUGUACCAAGCAGACUCGAGGUAAUGUCCUCUGGUCGCACCAGCAAAGGGUCAGUCGGACAUUAGGAAACAUAUUCUCAGAUAGAGCAGUGUGGAGGUGGGCACUGAGGGGUGUGGGCAGUGGGCACGGUGGUGUGGGUUGGACCCGUGGAUCUACUUGAUCUUUUCCCAUCUCGAUGAUUCUGUGAUUAUCUCGAGGCUGGUUUUAGGUCUCUUUUUCUUAUCGAGUCUAAUUUUUUUUUCCAGAAACUUUCACAGCGCCGUUACACCCCGCUCCGCUCCCGGCCGCCAUUUUGGGCCCGCUCCCUUAGCAACGCAACAACACUUCCGUUGCUAUGGCAGAACGCAUCUCAAUAAAAUUUGUCCCUCCCCGCUGCCCGUCCCGGCCUCCCUUACUCUCACCCUUCCGGCUUAACGCUGAUUGGUGUUCGACGCUUGACGUCACCCUGGCGCCUGCGCCCGGCCCAAUCGGAGGCGGCGCGCGUGGCUCAGCGCGGCGUGGGUCCCGCGGUGCAGCCGGCGGCGGGGCGGCGCCAUGUCCUGGCUUUUCGGCAUCAACCGCGGCUCGACCCCGGCGGGCGGCGGCGACGCGGGGCAGGGCGGAACCGGGUUGACCCUGCCGCCGGGUCCGGGUGGUGGCGGCGGGCCGGCGGGCGGCGGAGGGGCGGGGGAUCGCAGCACGCCCAAGGACAAAUGGAGCAACUUCGACCCCACGGGCCUGGAGCGGGCGGCCAAGGCGGCGAGGGAGCUGGACGCGUCCCGCCACGCAAAGGAUGCACUCAGCCUGGCCCAGAUGCAAGAGCAGACCCUGCAGCUGGAGCAGCAAGCCAAGCUGAAGGAGUACGAAGCUGCCAUAGAACAACUGAAGAAUGAGCAGAUACGGGUACAAGCAGAAGAGAGACGAAAAACACUCAGUGAGGAAACAAAACAGCAUCAAGCAAGAGCCCAAUACCAGGACAAAUUGGCACGGCAGCGCUAUGACGAACAGAUGCGACAGCAGCAACUUGCUAAUGAAGAGAAUCUGAGGAAGCAGGAAGAAUCUGUACAGAAGCAGGAAGCCAUGAGGCGUGCCACAGUAGAACGCGAGAUGGAGCUGCGGCAUAAGAACGAAAUGCUGCGUGUUGAAGCAGAGGCAAGAGCUCGUGCCAAAGCUGAGAGGGAAAAUGCAGACAUCAUCCGGGAGCAGAUCCGCUUAAAAGCUGCAGAGCAUCGCCAGACAGUGCUGGAGUCCCUCAAGACAGCAGGGAUGCUCUUUGGGGAAGGAUUCCGUGCCUUUGUGACAGACUGGGAUAAGGUCACAGCCACGGUGGCAGGCCUAACCUUGCUGGCUGUGGGAGUUUACUCUGCCAAGAAUGCCACUGCAGUAGCAGGACGAUACAUAGAAGCACGUUUGGGUAAACCUUCUCUGGUGAGAGAGACCUCACGCAUCACUGUGCUGGAGGCCCUGAAGCAUCCUAUCAAGGUUGGUAAGCGUCUCACCAGUAAGGCUCAGGAUGCCCUUGAAGGAGUUGUUCUCAGUCCCCAAUUAGAAGCACGUGUGAGAGAUAUUGCCAUAGCAACAAGAAAUACAAAAAAGAACAAAAGCCUAUACAGGAAUAUUCUGAUGUAUGGCCCUCCUGGCACUGGAAAGACACUUUUUGCCAAGAAAUUAGCUGUGCACUCAGGCAUGGAUUACGCCAUCAUGACGGGUGGUGAUGUUGCCCCUAUGGGGCGGGAAGGAGUGACUGCCAUACAUAAGCUCUUUGAUUGGGCAAACACCAGUAGGAGAGGCCUCUUGCUAUUUGUGGAUGAAGCAGAUGCAUUUCUGCGGAAGAGAGCCACGGAGAAAAUCAGUGAAGAUCUCAGAGCAACGUUGAAUGCAUUCCUGCACAGAACAGGGCAGCACAGCAACAAGUUUAUGCUUGUUUUAGCAAGCAACCAGCCUGAGCAGUUUGACUGGGCUAUCAAUGACCGAAUAGAUGAAAUGGUGAACUUUGAUCUGCCCCAGCUAGAAGAGCGAGAACGGCUCGUGAGGAUGUAUUUUGAUAGGCAUGUCCUGAAACCAGCCACAGAGGGUAAACAACGUUUGAAGCUGGCCCAGUUUGACUAUGGCAAAAAGUGCUCGGAGAUUGCCAGGCUGACAGAGGGCAUGUCUGGCCGAGAGAUCUCCCAGCUUGCUGUGGCAUGGCAGGCUGCUGCUUAUGCGUCAGAGGACGGCGUUCUGACCGAGGCCAUGAUCGAUGCUCGGGUCGCUGAUGCUGUGCAGCAGCACAGGCAGAAGAUGGAGUGGCUGAAAGCAGAGGGCACAGAAACGAGCAAAGAAGGCAUCAGAACCCCACUGUUGCCUUUCCCCAAAGGAACACCGGUGUGAGAAACACCUGCAGACCGGUGUGGGUGGGGAUGUGGGCAGAGGAGAAGAGUGGGGAGUGUCUUUUUGGGUGGAAUCAUGUGAGAAACGUGCCCCUUGGUGCAAGGGAAGGGGGGGGGAGUGCUGCCUUGGUCUGCCUUUCAUUUCAUGUUGGAAAUAGGAAAAAUGGUUGAAAUAAGGCAGAAAUAAUGGUAUUAAAGGACCCCCUUGCUCAAA